AUGCCCAUUCCUCCUCCCCCACCCCCUCCUCCUGGACCUCCACCUCCCCCUACCUUCAGCCAGGCAAACACUACCCAACCCAAGCUCUCUCGUGAUGAAGCUAAAGGAAGGGGAGCUCUGUUGUCAGAUAUAUGCAAAGGGACCAAGUUGAAAAAAACCACGGGGGUCAAUGACAGGAGUGCACCCAUUCUUGAGAAAUCUGGAGGAGGCGGAGGUGGAGGGGGCAGCGGCAGUGGCGGAAGUGGAGGGGGGUUUGGUGGCAGUUCUGGACCUAUGCCAAUGGGAGGCCUGUUUAGUGGAGGAGUGCCUAAACUACGACCAGUAGGAGACAGCACUGCUGGCAGAUCAGCACUACGGCCGCCUGGUUCUCGUCCUGCAGUACCGCGCGUUGGCGACCGUGCUCCCUCACCUGUGGGACGUCAAGCAGAUGAGGAUCGUUCCUCGCCCCCUCAGCAGACUCGUAACCCCCGCCCCUCAUUGCCUGACAUCUCCAAAUCAGCCAAUGCUGCGAAACCCAGCAGCUCUGCUCCACCUCCCCCUCCGCCUUUUAAUCGCAAACCCAAUAAUGCCCCUCCCACCUCUCAUCAGAAGGUCACUGGCCCUUCCCAUAAUCGUGAGAAGCCCCUCCCACCCCCGCAUGCAAACAAGGCUCCUCCCCCUCCGUCGCCUGCACGUGACAGUGCGCCAAGAAACGCUCUUUCAUCUCGACCUCUAUCUGGAUCUUCCUCUGCGCCACCGCCACCCCCACCUCCUUAUCGACAGCCCCCUUCUGUAGCUAAUGGUGACCCACCCCCUGAGCUGCCACAGAGGCGUAAUUCGCUGAGGAGGAACCAUGGCAAUGUUCGCAGCCAAGCCCCGCCUCCUCCUCCACCGCUUCCAUCACAGCAGAGCAGUCGCCCCCCACCGCCAGCACGAGACCCUCCAGGACGCAGAUCAGCCCCUCAGGCUCCCUCCUCUGGAUCGCGGAAUGGCACGCGAGACGUGCCUCCACCUCCUCCUCCCCCGUACCGCAUGCAUAGUGGAACAACGCAAACCUCUUCUGAACCACCCAGCCGAGGAAGGGCUCCUCCACUUGUAUCUACCGGUCGCCAGCCUUCAGGACACGCAGCUCCGCCCCCACCUCUCCGCAACGGACACACCUCUGUCUCCAAGGCUUUUACAGAUGAUUUUGAGUCCAAGUACUCUUUCCAUCCUGUUGAGGACCUGCCCCCACCAGAAGAGUACAAACAGUUCACUAAAGUCUAUCCCAGUAAAUCGAAUAGAGGUUUGAUGAGAGGCGCUCCUCCACUGCCACCUGUUGGAAGGUGAACUGCACUCAGGAAGGAAAAUGACUACAAAAAAACUCUAAUCCAACUACACACAUGCACACUAAUACAGCUGUACACUCUCAAAACAGAUGUGUUUAAAACAACACAUUGUGUGUUUAAACGAAUUUGUGUGCACACCUUAAGGACAACACAGUUUGUGUUACUUUCAACACAGUGUUUUCCUAUUUAACACAAGCAUUGCAUUCAGAUUUUGAACACUAAGUUGUCUGUUCCAGACAUGCUGUGCAAUAUAGUCAUGACACAAAAUUGUGUUAAUUAACUCAUCAUUUUUGAGAGUAUACUAUGAAAAAAGCUGACCUCACCACUAAAAUAAACAUAUCUUCAUGUCUUCAAUAAUAUAUCAGGUGAAGAGAAUUGCUGGGCCUUACAAAUCACCUUUUGUUAAUAUAAUAAAGAACUGUACAGAGAGGGUGCCCAAACUUUUGCACACACCAUAUGCAUAUUUUGAUAAUUUUGAAUUUUGUAAAAAUGCUAAUAAACAGUAACUAUGCAUUCAACUAUGCAAAUUAAGAAUGCACACAAAAUGAGUCAUGUGACCAUGCUAUGGAUGGGUUUUGCAGACCCAAACUAAGCCCAAGACUAUACUACACAGGGUUAUUCUUAUUUCUGAAUCAACAAUGGUGAACUUCGAUUGGUCAGUCAACCUAUUCCAAGGCUGGGUUUAAUUCAUGUAUGCAAAACUGACCCUUUUUCUCUAAAAACCUUGUUGUGCCUAUAGAGGACCUUGUGCAAAUACAGAUGACCCAAGAGAGUUUUUUUUUAUGUAAUGUGCAUUUCAUUUUCUAACGUGCACAUUAUUUGCCAGAGAAAGGGAUCUACUAAAUAGACCGUUUUGUUUAGCACUUGUCUUUACACUAUUAAGAGUGUAAAGAGAGAUUACUUAAUGACUUAAGUAGACAAUCACUGCAUAAUGAGGAAAGACUGUUAUUGUCUUACAAUCACAGUCAUUUUUGUUACUCCAUCACACACUGUUCUCCACUACGACAGGCAGUUUGUCAAUGUAUUAGGUGACAUUGAACUUGGAAACGAUUGUUUUGCCAAUAUUAUGGAGUUGUAAACUUCUUUAUUUGUCACAUAGGCCCUGUGGCCUUUGUCUAGAACCAUUCAUUCCAUUUGGAUCACUAAACAUUGUGUUGCUGAGUGGGAACAUAGAGCAACCAUCCAGUUGCUUUUGCUGUGAGCUACAGAAGGAGUGCAAAAUGCAUUAUUUUUAUGUGUGAAUAAGGGAAAUUUCUUACCACGAUUUAUAUGUAUUAAACGUACCAGAUUCUUAACCACUCCUUUAGUACUAACAAAAAACUCUAAGUGCCACUAAGACCACAGUAUCUAUAUUAGGCCCUGCUAUGUCUUUGAAGGGUCUACUCAUGAAUAUGUGGUGCUGCAAAAUGUGGUGGUUAAAAUACAGCACCUUAGUCCUGUAAUGAAUUAUUACCUUACGAAUUCCUCUGGAAAUCACAAAUUUGACUGGUACCAAUGCUUUUUUUCUGUUUGAUAAAACGCUAGCUUGCUAAUGGAGAAAUUUAAAUGUCAUAAUCUAUAUUACACUAUAUUAAGUGUAGUUAAAGAUUUUUUAUUGUAAAGUUUUGUAAUACAGAGGAUUAAACGUUGAAAAUAUAACAGUUUAUAUUGAGGAGACCAAGCACAUUUCUUACCAGGUCCCUUUCCAUGACACGUUUAUCUUUAUGUAGCCUCUAAGUGGCCAGGGGAGGGCUGUGUGUUUUUCCUCUUCAUUCUUCUUGGCCUGUUGUAAUUUGAUGUAACCAUUUGGUCAUCAGUAUUUCUGAGCUGCCAAAUGUGCACAUUGAAACUGUAUGCUGACAUUUGUACGAUGGUCGUAUUAAAUUGAAAAUAAACGGUUAUGGGAA
Messenger RNA from Colossoma macropomum (tambaqui), 3193 nucleotides. It is a transcript of the gene wipf2a, whose product is annotated as WAS/WASL interacting protein family, member 2a. The transcript is spliced from 7 exons. The record is from RefSeq and is a predicted model, not a curated record. Lineage: Eukaryota; Metazoa; Chordata; Actinopteri; Characiformes; Serrasalmidae. Bases 1 to 1308 code for a protein of 435 amino acids. Gene Ontology annotation, molecular function: actin binding.